AUAUGUCGACUCCAACCUCACAAGGACAAGUAAGUUAAUUAAGGUUCCAAGUUAGUAAUUUUUUGGUGUUUGAAUUGAAGAUCAAGGGCCAUGGCUUCAGGAUCCAAAUCAGUAGCUUCUAUCCUCUUGGUACUGAAUCUAGUGUUGUACUUCAUUGUGCUUGUUAUUGCUUCUUGGGCAGUGAACCAUGGGAUUCAAAGGUCUGGCGAAACAGCAUCUGUUUUGUCCAUUCCAGCUCGAAUAUUUCCAAUAUAUUUCCCAAUGGGAAACAUGACAACUGGUUUUUUCGUAAUUUUCUCUCUCGUUGCUGGUGUUGUGGGAUUCACCACCUCACUCACUGGAUUGCAAAACAUUCUCCAGUGGAAUGCUCCCAACUUACAUGCAGCAGCUAUGUCUUCAUUGACUACAUGGGCACUCACUCUACUGGCUAUGGGAUUUGCAUGCAAAGAGAUUGAACUUGGCUGGACAGACUCCAACCUGCGCACCUUAGAAACGAUCACUAUAAUUGUAAGCGCAACACAACUGUUAUGCACGGGAGUUAUCCAUGUUGGAGUUUCAGAAGUUGUUGCGCAGAGAAUGGGAGGAAGAGUAUGAGUUUCAGUUUCAGCUGCGGCAUAUACGAAUACUCUCUUUCAGAAAUAAUUGAUUUCACAAAGUAACUCUUUUUCAGCAGCUAUGUCUUCAUUGAUUUCAGUUUCAGAAUUAAUUGUAACUCUUUUUUUCUUUUCACAAAGUUGUUUCGUUCUUUCAUGUACGAGGGAAAAUAAUUAUUUUGUAACUAUAUCUUUAGUUUCAUUUGAGGAAACUUAUAAAUACGUUUUUUUUUUUAAAGAAAAGGAGCAUUCCGAAAAUCGAACUCGGGACCUCUCGCACCCAAACUGAGAAUCAUAUCACUAGAACAAAUGCCCAUAACACCGUUUAUUUGUUUACUUAAAAUUCUUCGUGCAAUAUCUAUAUAUAUCCUAUUCCAAUAAAAUCAACAUCUGUCAAUAUAACAGGAUGACAUGAAUAUCUCAGUAAAAAAAAGAAAGGAUGACAUAAAUUAAUAUUGAAUAAUUAAGAAGCACUCAAGCAGUGAACGGUCUGCUACAAUAGCUUCGUUAACAUUUAUGAUUUGGAUUCGAUCCACGUGCCGGAAUUGUAAUAUCACUGGCAUCCAUUUAUGAUUUGGAGAAGCACAAGUCUCGUAGAGUGUUAUACAAAGGUUACAUUUCUAAGCUGUUCGUACCAUACCAAGACCCAACAGAUGAUUUUUACUACAAGACUUUCUUUGAUUCUGGAGAGUUUGGGUUUGGUCUCUCCACUGUCUCGUUGGUGCCCAACCGUGACUAGAUACAUAUGUUCACACUGCUCAAGAACGCUAUCUGUGUCUUUGAACAAUAUGGCAGCAUCAUGUGGCGUCACACAGAAACAGGCAUUCCCAAUGAAUCGUUCGCCGAAACUAGAAUGGAAGUGAACUUAGUGCUAAGAACAGUUGUUACUGUGGGCAACUACGACAAUUGGGAGUUUAAAACAAGUGCCUCAAUCAAG
Molecule: messenger RNA, 1530 nt
Organism: Glycine soja
Lineage: Eukaryota; Viridiplantae; Streptophyta; Magnoliopsida; Fabales; Fabaceae
Product: membrane protein PM19L-like
Exons: 5
Coding region: 91-594 (167 amino acids)
Source: RefSeq, a predicted model, not a curated record